CCGCCCCGGGGUCAUCGGAGCCACUAAAUUCGUCCAUGCGGGCCAUUGUCUUUGUCAUCUGGCAGUAGGGGAGACAUGCGCCUCUGAGAAUGGAGAUCAAGGACUCCGGCAGCGUGGUCCUGACAGCCUACCAUUCUUACGCACCGUCUAGGAUACCUAGAAUUGAGCCGAGCUUCGUGCCGGAGAUCGCGGCUGCCUCGCCGUCAGGCCACCCCAUCAGCAGCAGAAAAUCUAUCCCUCGCUGCCGAAGAAUUAACAGAAUGCUCUCCAAUGAGUCCCUCCACCCUCCCACAUUUAGCCGGUCCAACUCCCAGGCCUCCGUAGAUAGCACUUCAAUGGAGGAUUUCUGGUGUGAAGUUGAAAGUAUUAAAGAAAACAGUGAGGGUGGACUGGAAGAACAGACAGUCACUGAGGUCAAGCCUGCCGAUGAAGGAGAGCUUGAAGCCGAGUGGUUGCAAGAUGUGGGUUUAUCAACACUAAUCUCAGGAGCUGAAGAGGAAGAUGGACAGGCCUUACUCUCGACCUUGACUCGAACCCAGGCAGCUGCAGUCCAAAAGAGAUACAACACCUAUACUCAAACCAUGAGGAAAAAGAACAAGCACUCAGUCAGGGAUGUUCGAGACAUCUUUGGAGUUGCUGAAUCUCCUCCUCCAUUUGAGCCUGUUCCAGUGUCCCUUGUUCCUGCAAAUGGUGUACAGGUGCCAGGGAAGAAGCCAGUUUGGAAAGCAGUUAAUUCCAACAGUUGUCUUGACUGCGGAUUAGAUAAAGACACUCCACCAGUAGCAGAAGAGUUGUCCUUUGAGAUUUCUUUCUCAGAGUCCAUCACAGAGAUUCCCAAAGAAAAAGAAGGUCUUAAAUCACAAAGGUUUAAAAAAGAAGAUUCUUCCUUAACUAAAUUCAUUGUUCGAAAAAGCAGAUUUGGAUUAACUGAAGUAGGAGAUCUGUCUGUUGAAGACAUGAAGAAGAUUCGCUAUCUCUCUCUCAUCGAAUUGACGGCCUUUUAUGAUGCUCUGGGGAUUGAGCUGAAGAGGAACCGAACAGACAAAGUAAAAGGACGAGAAAAUGGACUCUUUAGUGUUCCACUUACUGUCCUAUUGGAAAACGAUCAAAAGAAGUUCCCUGGAAUUAAAGUCCCUCUUAUCUUCCAAAAACUUUUGCAGAAACUUGAAGAAACAGGUUUGGAAACAGAGGGAAUUCUUCGGGUCCCAGGAUCUGCAUCCAGAGUCAAGAAUCUCCGCCAAGAACUUGAAAGCAAAUUUUAUGAAGAUACAUUUGAUUGGGACCAGGUCCGCAACAAUGAUGCGGCAGGACUGCUAAAGAUGUUUAUCAGAGAGCUCCCCAGCCCUCUCUUUACUGUGGAGUAUCUGCCUGCCUUUAUUGCCCUAGUGGAAAGAAUCUCCAAGAUAAAAUUGCAAUUACAAGCUUUGCACCUUUUGAUCAUGCUCUUGCCUGAUGCCAAUAGAGAUACUGCCAAGGCCUUCUUGAUAUUCCUCAAGAAAGUGGUUGCUAAUGAAGGGAAAAACAAAAUGAGUUUGUGGAAUGUUUCCAUGAUCGUCGCACCAAAUCUCUUCAUCUACAAAGGCAAACGCUCCAAUCAAGAAGAGAUGCAGGCAGCUGCUACCACUGCACACAUUGUCCGGCUCUUGAUUAGGUACCAGGACAUUUUGUGGACGGUCCCAUCUUUCCUGAUUACUCAGGUGAGGAAAAUGAAUGAGGCAGCCAUAAACAACACGAAGAAGCAACUGAUAUUUGACAAAAGCAUGAGAAAACUUCUCAGAAGGAAAACUUUGGAACGAGAAAGACCUGAAAAGAUAGAGCCGACCAGCCCUAGGACUUCAAAGACACUGCCAACGUCUCCAUCUUCAAGGAGGAAGUCUGAUAUACCUGAAGGAGUCAUUAGAGUACAUGCACCUCUUCAUUCCAAGGUAUCCAUGGCCAUUCAGCUCAAUGGUCAGACCAAAGCCAAAGACAUCCUGGCUCGAUUUCACUGUGAGAACAGCCAUGAUUCACCAGGAAGCCUUAAGACUCAGAACCAAAGCUUAUAUGAAAUUGGAGGCAAUAUAGGGCAGCACUGUUUAGAUCCUGAUGCCUACAUGUUGGAUGUGUAUCGUGCAAAUCCUCAUGCGGAAUGGGUGAUAAAACCAAAGACGAGUUGAAACUUCAGGAAAUACCCUACUUCUGCAGGAAAGGACUCCACUUGUAUUUUCUAGGUCAAGAAAGUGAAGAAUAUGGUGGAAAACCAAGCGGCUGCUUUUGACUCUCUCUGUCCUUCCCAACCCUCUUAGUCUUGAGAUGCUUCUCCAAGCCAGAGGGUAUUGAUGUGUUCAUUGAUUACCAAUCUGUGAACCCUAAGAUAACUUCCAGUUACAACCAUCUAAGCAGGAGUUUUCUUAUGCCAGUUACUUGACCUACAAAGGAAGGAUGAUGGUACUUUCAGAGAGGCCAAGCUGGACAACGGAAGUUUCAUCCUCUCCAGGAUUUUGACUUGAUAACUAAAGUAAAUGGUGUCCUCUGUGUGGAUGCCUGUCUUACUCAAUUUUACAGCCUACUAAAUGUAGCAAACACUACCAAAUAUGAAAGACAAUGGCCGCCAGGGGGGUGGUUUUGCUAGUAUUCCAAAGCGAGUUUCUCCACCACCUUUAUAUAUAUAUAUAUAUAUAUAUAUAUAAUAACAACAUAGGGCUGCUUCUCAGAAGAAGAAUGAUGGAAAU
Dromiciops gliroides (monito del monte) is the source of this 2711-nucleotide messenger RNA. RefSeq names its product Rho GTPase activating protein 28 (gene ARHGAP28). Gene Ontology annotation, molecular function: GTPase activator activity. Gene Ontology annotation, biological process: regulation of actin filament polymerization; negative regulation of stress fiber assembly; signal transduction. The coding region runs from base 90 to 2156 and encodes 688 amino acids. The transcript is spliced from 16 exons. NCBI's taxonomy places the organism in Eukaryota, Metazoa, Chordata, Mammalia, Microbiotheria, Microbiotheriidae. Gene Ontology annotation, cellular component: cytoplasm. The record is from RefSeq and is a predicted model, not a curated record.